ACAAGCGGGGACUUCUUUACUGCUCCGUUCUGAAGUCUGACCCCUCCAGGUCACCUGGCAACAACUUAAAUCGUCCCAAUAAAGCUCUCCUCCGUUCAGACACUUUCACAUAUUUUCCCUUUUGUUUUUGGAGCGACUUGGCAGGAAGUUGGAGAUGGAGCGCUUGGACCCCCCUGGUGUCUCCUUGGGGGUCAAACAUUCAAAGUCUUGGUGGGAUGACUCAUCUACUUUGCUCAGGUGAGCUCACCUGCAACAGCCUACAAUUACACCGUGACACCCCCCCACCCUCCUGAUGGAUGACGCCUGCAGACUUGACUUGUCGGCUCUCAAGUAAGAAAAUGAGCGGCUUCAGGCGGCGAGUCUUGGCGGUGAUGCUGCAGCUCGUUACCAUCUCACUGGCUCGUCAUCCGCUGAGUGAGUCUGACGACCACGUGGCAGCGCCACUUCCUUCGGGUGGAGCCCAGCCGGGGCUGUGCGGCUACGGGCACACCGCUUCUUGUUGUCCGGGAUGGAGGAAUGUGAGCGGACUUUGUCAGCCACUUUGCAGGCAGUCUUGUGUGAAAGGACAAUGUGUGGGACCUGACAGGUGUUUAUGCCACGCGGGCUACCAAGGGCCACGUUGUGACCAAGAUGCGAACGAGUGCGGUUUGUCGGCGCGACCGUGCUCCCAGCGCUGCAUGAACACGCACGGUAGCUAUCGCUGUUUCUGUGAGCCUGGACACGCGCUGGGUGUGGACGGACACGACUGCACCGGACACGUCACAUGUGCCUCUCUGCGAUGCCAGUUUGGUUGCCACAUGGAUGGAGGACGAGGAAUGGUGCACUGCCUGUGUCCCCACGGUCUACACCUGGCCCCGGACAACAGAACCUGUGAAGACGUGGACGAGUGCCGGCGUCACGCCAGCGUGUGCCCACCUCGCCGGACGUGCAGGAACACAUUCGGCAGCUUUGUGUGCGUGUGCCAGGACGGCUCGGUGCUGGGCACGCUGCAGGGCUCGGUGCAAUGCAGAGACAAGGACGAGUGCGUGACUGGUGCCCACGGGUGCAGCCGCCACGCUCGCUGCAUCAACACAGAUGGUUCGUACACCUGUCAGUGUCUGAAGGCCUACGCGGGAAACGGCCGCACCUGCUGGGCCAGGAGAGCUUCCCAGUCUCCUAAGCCAGCAAAGUACUUCAAUUACAAACUAUCCAAAAGAACGGGGACUAGGAGACCCUCUAUACCAGAGGUGGGCAAUUAA
Nerophis lumbriciformis (worm pipefish) is the source of this 1238-nucleotide messenger RNA. Its product is annotated as nephronectin. The record is from RefSeq and is a predicted model, not a curated record. Lineage: Eukaryota; Metazoa; Chordata; Actinopteri; Syngnathiformes; Syngnathidae. Gene Ontology annotation, molecular function: calcium ion binding.